UCCUCAUGAGGGGGCAAAAGGACAGUUUUUUUUUUUAACCGGGCUUCAUACCCACAUCCUGCAGUCUGCUCAUGAUCUGCUCUUGUCCCCUGAAGCGGUGCGACUCCACUAACGACAACAUGUCCCGGUGAAUAGCCUACAAGACCUUCGAUUAGAUUGGUCUUCUCUGAUCAACUUCCUGGCCUCUGCGAACGGGCUGAUUGUCCCUUCAAUGGACACGCUUGUCUUGGCUGGUGAAGAUGGUAUAUUUCAAGAAUAAUCAGGGAUGCUGUUCUGUGAGUGAAACAAGCUGUUGGUAACAUGGGGAAUAACUCUGGAAAAGAACGACAUGGAUCUGCAGGCACUGCCGUGGACACGUAUGAAACACCUCCUGCCUCGCCGUAUAGUGUUGUUUCUGCCUGUUCGCCAACCACUCAGCUGGUGUCCAUUUCCAACUAUACAAGCACAGCCAACCCUAAAACGGCCCAAGACACUCUGAGUUCCACUGAUCUGAAUGAUGAGCAAUUGCCGGACUGCAAAACUGGGCCUGCAAAAGAGGCUGAGGAUGGAUUUAAGAUGACAGAAUCACCUAAGCAGGUGUCUCAUCCUUCAGGUGUGUAUGUGAAUGGAAUCACAGAAGUGGACCCAAAACUCCUACAGGAGUGUUUGAACACACUGCAGCUCAACAACAUUGAAGAAUCCACAUAUAUACUGAACGAUCUGUUAAAAUGUUUUCUGGUGGAGAGGCAGAAGAUGAAGGAGGAAUUGAGAAGUUGUAAAGAAAAGAUUCAGACAGAACGUGAGGAGUGGCAGCAAUUCCAGUCUGACCUGAAGGUGGCGCUAGUAGUUUCAGACAGACUGAGGGCAGAAGCUGAGGAAGAGCUAAAUACUUUAAGAGCAGCAAGACAGGACAUGGAAACACAGCUAUCCAAUGCUUUGCAUGGUCGCCAGGAGUUCGAAAGUCAAUUGGAGAGCCUCAGAGCUGAGUUGGAGCAAAGCAAGCAGAAACUGAAGCAGGUCACAGCCAGCCACCAGGGGGCUCCAGUGAGGAGGGGCCUAGAGAAACAAGAUCAACUGUUGACAGAUGAGUUCAAGGGAAAAAGAGAAAUGCAUAUCUCUGGUACUACAGAGAGGUCAAGGAGCCUGUGUCGACUGCCCUCAGAUUACCCUGAUGUUGUUGUAAAUGGUACUUCCCUACCCUCAGUUACUAAGACAACAGAAUCUACUUCUCAGAGCAAGGCUCAAGCAGCAAGUUUAGACCAACAGAGCAACAAGACCAGCUCCAAUAGAGAUAAGAAUGUGGAGAAAUCAGUCCUACAGACAUACAACUCUUCAGUUUUAGAUGUGACAAAUAAGAUCAACAGGACAAGGACACAGGAGGAUUUCCCAUCAGGACUCAGGACGCUGAGGCUUCAUGGCAGCUCCAGGCGGAACUCCCUGCUUCGCUGGUGUCAAGGCAGAACUCAGAGAUACAAGAAUAUUGAGAUCACAAAUUUCAGCAGCUGUUGGGUGGAUGGUUUGGCCUUCUGUGCAAUUUACCACAGUUACCUCCCCUCUCACAUACCAUAUGACAAACUCAGUCCAGAGAAUAAGAGAGAGAAUCUCACUCUAGCAUUCCAAACUGGAGAAGGUUUUGGAAUCUCUGCCUCACUGACGGUGGAGGAGAUGCUAAUAGAUGAAGCACCGGACUGGCACAGAGUCCUGGAAUACGUAGAGAGUAUCUACCGCCAUUUUGAGAUGUAAGACUGUGAAUAUAUACACAUCCUGAUCAUUCAUAGUGAUCACGAAUGCUUUCAAAAUUCCACCACAGCAUUAGUAUGUGCUCUGAGGGGAGAACACAACUUCAAGCAACCUUAAAGUGGACCGAAAGUUCGUCUUUAGCUGUUGGUCUGGGAUCAGAUUUAUAUAUAUUUUUUAUAUAUAUAACUAAGAGGUUUGUGAAAGAGACUCUAGAUAAGAAGGUUUUGCUGAUUAGCAUGACCUGCUAACACUGCCACGUAUUCUGACUUUUAUAUAAUGAAGAGCUUUCAAAUGAACUUAAGUGUUUGUGGCUUUUCUUGCGCCAUUAACCAAUCAGCACUGAGGCCAAAGAUGAAUCAAACUGGUUCCUAACUUGUGGGGGUCCUGCAUUCAUCCCACUGAAAUUAACUGGAGUGCUAUUUAAAAGCUUGUCCUAGUAUUAUAGAUCUCCCGAGGAGCUCUUGAGAACGGCUGGAUGUCUGUGUCUCUGUAAAGUAGGGUGAGGAGCGUCCAUCAAAUGACUGUUUAGUUAACCUUUCUGCCCUCUGUUGGUUUUCAUGUGUUAUUGCAGGUUUCAAUUUGUCUGUUUGCCAUUUGGUUCUUUUUUAAUUCAGGAUCUUAUACAGUAAGACCUGGACUACAGUGGAUAUCUCAAAUCACAGAAAUCAUUACUCCUGUAUGUGUGCAAUGUUUUUUUUUUUUCUGUGAUGUUAAAGCCUGGUUAAGGAUCCAUGCUGAUUAUUUCAGCAGCUGUAAUAUCAUCAUUUUUGUUUUCUUUGAGCCCCAAAACCAUCAGACACCAAAGUACUAUUAGUGUGAUGUAGAUAUUAAAGGAAAAUAAGAGUCCAAAGGUAAGCAUUAAUAAAUAAAUAUUUUGAUUA
This is a messenger RNA of Carassius gibelio (silver crucian carp), 2600 nucleotides long. RefSeq names its product cytospin-A-like. The record is from RefSeq and is a predicted model, not a curated record. The transcript is spliced from 13 exons. Lineage: Eukaryota; Metazoa; Chordata; Actinopteri; Cypriniformes; Cyprinidae. Gene Ontology annotation, molecular function: protein binding. Bases 301 to 1722 code for a protein of 473 amino acids.